GUGGACUCCCUGCUGUAUAUGGUCAGAACAGACUCUCGACGACUGCACACUACACCUCUCGCCUGAUCACACCGUACACCUCAACCGUACGCUCGUGCACGUAUGACCCCAUCAGUCGCUGUAUCUGUAGGCAAACCCAUCGAGACGUCAAACAAACAGGUUGGCGACGGAGAGGGGCAAGAGCAGGCCGAGCGCUUUGCUGCCGAUCACGCUCGCAGUCGUAGCCGUCGAUGCGCCGCCUGCUGCCGCACCGGUCGCCGCGGCCGCCGGCACGGCUGCCGCACCACUCGCCGCCGUACUGCGCAGGAAUGCAGUCAGGACGGGCAGCAUGGCCAUCCGCCGAGCCGAGAGCACGCGGCCAGCCUCGAGAGAAUGGGCAGCGCGCCCAAUCGCUGCGGCGGCGGCGGGGCUGCUGGCGGCACUCACGGCUUUGGCGAGGGAGGCUGCUGCGGCGGGGGCGGCGACGGCGACCGGCGCGGCGCUGUCAAGUCCGCCCGCAACGAGGCCGAUGGGUCUGGCGGCGGAGAGGAGCGCUUGGCGCGCGGCGAAGACGCCAACUUGCGGCGACGUGGCGAGUGCGAGCAAAGAGGCGACUCCGACCGCGUGCAGCGCAGCGCGGGGCGGGAGCUGCUUCGCGAGCUCCGCCACGCGCGCCUUUAGCAACCCUUUCGUCGCCGACCUGUUUGUCCUGCCCGCCUGUCUCUCCGCCGCCGGCAUGUCGAACGCCCUCGCAACCGCCCGCGCCGGAGCCUUGACUUUGAGGGCGAUUCCGUGGCGCCAGGUUGGGGUGGCGUGCGUGCG
Emiliania huxleyi CCMP1516 is the source of this 801-nucleotide messenger RNA. RefSeq lists its product as hypothetical. NCBI's taxonomy places the organism in Eukaryota, Haptophyta, Isochrysidales, Noelaerhabdaceae. Bases 373 to 660 code for a protein of 95 amino acids. The record is from RefSeq and is a predicted model, not a curated record. The transcript has a single exon.